GAGGACAUGAAGUGGUAUCUCGUCCGUGUCAAAACAGCUACGCUGCGGUUACCGACGCCUCUCUGUGGAAACAGGACACCCUGCAAGCAACCGCGUGGGCUGCACUAAGACUCUAUCUCGGAUUAAAAAGAAAAUCAUCACCUGUAGCUACAGGAUUUAGAUUUCAGACACACACACAGAGAGAGAGAAUAUCUCUGCUAUCUCCUGCUGAAGCAGCCGCCGGCGUCAGGAUGGAGGCGCAGCAUCAGCUGCACGAGCACAGGCGUCGCGAGCCGCUCCGUCUUCGUCCGGGUGGCGCGAGGAGGACGAGCUGAAGAAGAAGAAGGUGGUGGAAGAAGAAGAAGCAGAGGAGGAGGAGAACCACAAGAAGACGGGUGGAAGGUGGAGGAGGAAAUCCCGCGAGAAAAGAAGAGACAGAAAGACGGACAGACAAGCGCAGAGAGCACAGAGAGUGAGAAAGCUCCGCACGUGAAGUGCGCGAGACCUCCGGGGAGAAGGGAGUUAACGUUCAUUUUGGAGGAGCGCAGCGGCCGUUUUUUAUUAUUAUUUUUCCCCACACCAACGGAGAAACAAGGUCUCCGGACAAAAAGACUGGCCAGAUGAAUCCCAUGACGCAGUUGUACUACAAAAAGGCGACAUAUUCGCCGUAUCGCGACCGCAUCCCACUUCAGAUUGUCCGUGCUGAGGUGGAGCUGUCUGCUGAGGAGCGGGCCUACCUCACAGCUGUAGAGAAAGGUGACUAUGCGGGAGUGAAACAUGCCCUUCGCGAAGCAGAGGUGUACUACAACAUGGAUGUGAACUGUCUGGACCCGCUGGGCCGCAGCGCUCUCCUCAUCGCCAUCGAGAACGAGAACCUGGAGAUCAUGGAGCUCCUGCUCGACCACGGCAUCCACACGGGCGACGCCCUGCUGUACGCCAUCAGGAAGGAGGUGGUGGGUGCCGUGGAACUGCUGCUGUCACACAAAAGGCCCAGCGGAGAGAAACAGGUUCCUUCUCUGAUGAUGGACAGCCAGUUUUCAGAGUUCACCCCAGAUAUAACUCCCAUCAUGCUUGCUGCUCAUACAAACAACUACGAGAUUAUCAAGCUGCUUGUCCAGCGGAAGGUCACCAUACCCAGACCACAUCAGAUACGAUGCGACUGUGUUGAGUGUGUAUCCAGCUCAGAGGUCGACAGCCUUCGACAUUCACGGUCUAGACUCAACAUCUACAAGGCUUUGGCCUCGCCAUCUCUCAUUGCGUUGUCCAGUGAAGAUCCCAUCCUCACUGCCUUCAGACUGGGCUGGGAACUCAAAGAACUCAGCAAGGUGGAGAAUGAGUUUCGUCAGGAGUAUGAGGAACUGUCUCAGCAGUGCAAGCGUUUCGCCAAGGACCUUCUGGAUCAGGCCAGGAGUUCUAGAGAACUUGAGACCAUCCUGAACCACAGAGACAAUGACCAGAGUGAGGAACUAGACCCUAGACAGUGCCAUGAUCUGGCCAAGCUCAAACUCGCCAUCAAGUACCACCAAAAAGAGUUUGUGGCACAGCCAAACUGCCAGCAGCUGCUGGCCACACUGUGGUAUGAUGGCUUCCCGGGUUGGAGGAGACGACACUGGGCGGUUAAACUGGUCACCUGCUUCAUCAUCGGACUCUUGUUCCCGGUCUUUUCAUUGAUCUACCUGUUGGCUCCAAAGAGCGCUCUGGGACGUUUCAUUAAGAAGCCUUUCAUCAAGUUCAUCUGUCACACGGCUUCCUACCUGACCUUUCUCUUCCUACUGCUGCUGGCCUCGCAGCACAUCGCCCGCACCAACCUGCACAUGCAGGGACCCCCACCCACCAUUGUGGAGUGGAUGAUUCUGCCAUGGGUGCUGGGCUUCAUCUGGGCAGAGAUUAAGGAGAUGUGGGACGGGGGAUUCACAGAGUACAUCCAUGACUGGUGGAAUCUGAUGGACUUCGCCAUGAACUCCCUCUAUCUGGCCACCAUAUCUCUGAAGAUAGUGGCCUAUGUGAAGUAUAACUCCUCUCGGCCUAGGGAGGAGUGGGAGAUGUGGCACCCGACGCUGAUAGCCGAGGCUCUGUUUGCCAUUGCCAACAUCUUCAGCUCUCUCAGACUCAUCUCCCUCUUCACCGCCAACUCCCACCUCGGGCCACUGCAGAUCUCCUUAGGAAGGAUGCUUCUGGACAUCCUCAAGUUUCUCUUCAUUUACUGUCUGGUCCUGUUAGCAUUUGCUAAUGGUUUGAACCAGCUGUAUUUCUACUAUGAAACCAAGGCAUCAGAGGAACCCAACAACUGCAAGGGCAUCCGCUGUGAGAGGCAGAACAACGCCUUCUCAACGUUAUUUGAGACUCUCCAGUCUCUCUUCUGGUCCAUAUUUGGGCUGUUAAAUCUGUACGUCACCAACGUGAAGGCUCGCCACGAGUUUACGGAGUUUGUUGGGGCGACCAUGUUCGGGACGUACAACGUUAUCUCACUGGUGGUUCUGCUCAACAUGCUGAUCGCCAUGAUGAACAACUCCUACCAACUCAUUGCUGACCAUGCUGACAUUGAGUGGAAGUUUGCACGCACCAAGCUGUGGAUGAGUUACUUUGACGAGGGCGGCACGCUGCCGCCUCCGUUCAACAUCAUUCCAAGCCCCAAGUCCUUCUGGUACCUCCUCAUGUGGCUCCACAACAAGCUGUGCAGGACAGGGCAGCCGCCCGGGGAGGAGACACACAAAUGUGAAAACCUGCGGGAGUUCACGGAGCGUCAUGCCGACAGUCUGAGGCAGAAUCAGCACUACCAGGAAGUGAUCCGGAACCUGGUGAAGAGGUACGUGGCAGCAAUGAUACGCAGUGCCAAGACAGACGAGGGACUGACAGAGGAAAACUUUAAGGAGCUGAAGCAAGACAUCUCCAGUUUCCGCUACGAGGUCCUAGAUCUCCUUGGGAACCGGCGUCCUCCUCGGCGUAACUACUCCUCCUCCAGUGAGACAACGAAAGAUGACGGUGCCAUGGCAUCUGAGGAUGACAGCGAGUCAGGUGAAGGCACCGGAGGAGGCUUGGGAGUCCAGAGAUCAAAGAGCGUGACCUUCAUGACCCCAGCAGAGGACGACACAAAGCCGACACCAACGCUCGGCGUGUCUGCACUGGUGCGUUCUAUUUCUGGAAUGACCCAGAUAGAAAGGGGGGUAGGUGGGGAGGAGCUGGAGGAAGGUAUUGAAUGGGGGACAGAGGAGGAGGAAGAGGAGGGAAAACCAAAGAGCAAUGGGCUAAAGACGACCGUCAUCUCUCCAUCCUCCACCUCUGUUGUCCCGUCGUCAUCUUCAUCAUUCUCUUCAGCGCUCUCAUCAUCACUCGCUCGUACAAGGAGCCGUCUGCAGCGCCUAUCAGGUCCGAGUGCAAAGACGGACUCUUUCAAACGCCUCUCCUACCUGUUCUCCCGCUCCAAACGCAAAGCCCCACCCAUGCCUGUCCCUGUUCAGUCCCCAGUCUCCUACACCAUCUCUGACGGGUUGCUCCGCCCCUUGGGGAGCCACAGCCACUCCGACUUCGGACUCAGCAACGUGACCAGAAGCGAGACUCACCUGAACGAGAUGGGCCGUUCUGUUGACAUCAGUAACCCGUCGUUCUCUCCUCGGAGAACGAAUGGACGAGACUCGCUUUUGACACUGCCCCUCCCGCCCCCCUGCCCCUGCCAAUCCCUGCACUGUGCUUCCAACAUGUCCGAGUCCAGCUCGCGCCUCCUGGACUCCAGUGAGGACGUUUUCCAGGGUGGAGGCAUGGGAGGAUCGGGUGAUGGCAGCGUGGAUGGAGGAGGGGGAGGAGGAGGGGUGAUGAUGAUGGGCGGUUGGGUGGGACCUUGCGAUGAUGUCAUAGAGGACAGCUGCGAGGUCAUAGAGGACUCCGUCACUACACAGCUAUAGGAGAAAGGGACUACCAAACUGUUUUUGUUUGUUUGCAAAAUGGCUGAAUAUAUACAGAGAUGGAGAGAGACAGAGAGAGAGGGCGGAGAAUUUGGUGGAAUCCGUUCUAGAACUUAUCUGGAUGGAUUUGGGAUUCUGGAAUUCUAGAAUGCAGCACACCCGAGAAUGGAGCAGGUUCUAAGGAUUGACUUGAAUCGUCAUGGUAACACCACAGAGGGCAUCCUAAAGUGGCAGAUGUUCAUAGAGACAGUUUGUCUGGUAUAUUUCAGGGUUUAAACAGACACUUUCACUAUUAUGUGAACUUUAUUGUUGGAAGGUUCUGGAGAUAAGUCGCUAGAACUCAGUUAAAAGUCCAUAAAUAUCUAUUUGGAAAACUUAUUCCAGACAAUCAAAGUAUCUCAAGUUUGACGUUGUCUGGGAUUUUUCAGGGUUCAGACACACACCUUUCGCUAUCGCAUGAACCUCAUUGCUUAAAAGUUUUGGAGUUAAGUCGCUAUUAAUUGAGCUGACUUACCUUGCUUGCGAGAACUCAAUAAAACCUGUUUGGAGAACAUUAUAUACAUGAAAAAUUGUGAAUAAAACACAAGAGAAGGAAGUAUGAAUUUCAUAAAAGUAUCUAAUUAAAAAUAUGAGGAUGUAAAUGAGGAUGCUUUUAACAGACAAAGUAAAUUACGGGAAAAGUUUGAGGCAGUUUUUGCAUUGAAAAUUUUGUGGUGCUUUGACAUGCUGGGGUCUGCAUUAAAGGGGCCGGGGAAGAUGAUGGUUACAAUCAUCCCAAAUAAGUACUUUGCCAAAUGGAGCAAAGUAUACCUGAGCUACUAAAAUACUAAGUGUAAGCUCUUGGACAAAUUACAUUGAUUUCUUGUUUUAUGAUGAAGGUCUGUUAGGAAUUAUUUCUCCCUCUCGAUGGCAGUCCCCGUCUUUUUGUCUGAUCUUCACAGCCUUCACAAAGCCAAACUGUCUUUAUAUACAUCUGCCAUUUUCCACAAAUGCCACCAUGAGACCAAAGGAGUUCAUUUAAAAAGGAGCAUACAUUUUUUUCCGAAAGAUUAAAACACACAUCGUUAUUAUGGGAUUACAAGGAUUCAAAGUGACUUUUCAAAAAGGAAAUAUCCCUGUUUGGAAAGUUUCACAUGAUGGUUUCUUUCCCUUUAACCAACCUUCGAAUCUGUAUCGGAAUAAAAAUGGAAUUAAAUCAUCUUACAACCAGUGGAAUUUGAAUUGAACUACGCUUUUACAUUCAGCUGAAUGGAAGGAGAUCGCACACGGAAUAACGUCCCCUUUAACCAUGGAACAAUGGAUUUAAAUUUGACCGAAUCACUGGGAUGAACAGAAGCAGCAUGGAACCUUUGCUCUGCUGUCAAUAGCCUGCACCCUCUCUCUCUGCAUCAACAAGGGCCAAGGAACUUUAUUUUAUCCUAAUAACAAUUAUACUAGUAAUAAUAAUAACGGUAAUAAUAAUAAGAGACUUCUAUUAAUAAUAAUGAGGACUAUUCUGGUUUCUAUACACUGUCUUUGCUUCUAUUUGAGUUGCCUACGAUAUCCUGGCUUCUCGUUCAGCUCUUCCUUAAUAAGUACACUUUAACCUGGUGAAUAAUAAGAUAUUUAUUGUGUGGAAGAGGGAGGAGGGAUGGAUAAAUGGGGGUGGGAGAGAGAGCUUAAGAAACGCGGGACGUUUUACGGAAGGAAGAACAAGGUGAGGGGAAAUAAAGGCAGGAGGAAUGAUUGGAGAAUGGAGGGAGAGGAAAUGAGGCAAAUAAGUGAAGGCACAUAGAUAUGCUUGAAUGAGGAACAGAUGGACUAAAAUGGGGAUGAGUUUCCCUUUCUAUCUAUCUGGGAAAUCUAUUUAAAAGGGAAAUUUCACCAGAAUUUCAUCAUGAUUUUUUUUUUCUCUUGAAGUCGCUUGGUGAGGCGACUUCAAAGGGUUGGCAUGAGCAGAGGCUGUUGAAUUUUACUCUGGUUAAUAUACGACUGUCAGCGGUGAAGUAGAGAAAUUAUGCAUGUUUGAUCAAAAAAAAAAGAAAAAAAAAAACACCGUUACCUGCAACACACACAUGCAAGCACACACACAUUCACACACUUAAAAAUCAGCUCGUGUGAUGAAUAGCUGCCGGCUAAAAGUAUUGGUCUUGUUUUUGUUGGUCUCGCAGCAGGAUGACAUCACCUCCUCGUAUUUCUUAUUUGAUUGUUUUAUUCAUUUUGUUCGUCCUUGUCCUUUUUUUUUUUCAUAAAAAAAGCCCUCUGGUUCGGCAGCUGUCUUGGCAGUAGAAAGCCUCAGAGCAGCAAUGAAUCAGCAUUCCAAAAUGUCACGACGUCAACCGCUGUGCAUCCUGUAAUCAUAAUGUCACGGCCAGAGCUCGGACAGCAGGGGCGCAGUUAAGUGCUUAGCAGUGCCAGCCCAUCAAUUUAGUAUUUAAAAAUCAAUGUCUUCUUACUUUACAUUCCAGUAACAGAGGAUGACGUGACAACUGCUUUAAUACUGUUUGAUUUUAGUACUUGUGAGAAAAUAAGACACAGUUGGUCGUUCAUAAACAUAGAUCUUAAAAGUACAAGGAUGUUUUAUUUUUCAUUUGAAUUAGCAAACAUUUCACAAUUUGGGAUUUGGAUAUUUCUUUGGUUUUGCAUUAAAUCUUUAGCCCUUCAAGGUCUGCUAGGACCCGUGCAUUUCCGGCUACUUUUUCGCGACAGUUUUUGAAUUUAUCGGUGAGAGAAUAGCAAUCAUCCCCUUAGUAUAAGGAAUAAUGAACAUGGCAUCAAUAUAAGGAUUCACAAAUGACAGCAGAUUCCUGGAGGUAGAUUGUUGAAACAAUCAGAAUAGACGUGAGGGAAUGUACAAAGGAGUGGGACAAAAAUGAUUUCCCUUCGAACGAAUAAAAAAACCUGCAACAAAGAGGGCACACCGAGGAGGGAAAAAAUGUUCCUUUUUUCUGUCUGCUGGCACUGAAACAUCUGGACACGGCCACGCUGUAAUCAACACAUAAUGCAGCAGCACACAAGCACAUCGGCCAUGGUUACAUCGUAGGCUCUACAUAGAUUCCCCGCAGAAGUCUAAAUUCUCCUCUGCUUUGCAUUGCCUUUUUUUGUCUUUUAGACUGCUGCAGCACUUUCUAUUAUGCUAAAUCCAUUAUUUGAUGGAUAUUUUUGUUUGUUUAGUUUUGUCAGUUUUGUUUUUUAAUCACUCUCACUCUUUCCCUUUUUCGGUUGUUUUUGAAGGAGACUAAUUUUUUGGUUUGGUAGAGUAAACUCAGGCACAACAUGAAGUCAGGCUCAACCACAACCCCAGCAGACCAGCUGGUCUUAAUGUCAGGCCACAUCAGCUGGUGGCUCAGCUGAUACCUUGCUAUGCAUGCCAUUGGCAGAUCUUAUAUAGUGUGUGCUAUUUAAGAUGCUUUAGCCUGGCUACAGUUGCUGCACAUCUGCAAGCUGCUUUGCAACCCUGUCCACUCAUAACCCCUCCUUAAAUUGAUGUAAUCAAUGUCAUAUUGUUUGUUACUGAUACCUGCUCUGUUCUGUCCUGGUCUGAGAACAGAGCAAAUACAAAUAGAAAUGACUGCAGAUGGAAAUAAAAAUCUUCAGACUGCAGUGUUGCAAAAUGGACCCAUGGUGUUUCACUGUCAUAUGUUUUGCUGCGCUAUAGAUGAAAAUGUCAGCUUGUAAUAAUAAAUUAAAAAAGAGGAUUUGUCUGUUGCCACUUUAAAGCAUGGCAGAAAUUUAGUUGUAGUAAUUGCACUCAGUGCGCUUUACAUAACAUGCUUCAUUCACCCAUUCAUACAAGCGCUUUUUUAUGGUUUUUCUAUGCAAGUGCUUUCUAUCUAACAUUCACACACACACUGGGCUGAAUGCAGACUAGUGAUAUACAUGGAAAUGAUGCAUCCAUGUCUUUAAUCACACUAACGGAAUAUUCAUGUUGAGUAUCGCCACCAACAUCAGUGUUUCCGCUGCUUCACCAGAAAGCAGCACAAGUUAGCAGCCCGACUAUGAGUUGUAGUAGUUCCUCUGUUUGCCAACUAUGCUGGUUUUUUUUGUUUUGUUUUUUUUUUUUACACUAUUUUACAGUAUAUAUGUGAUAUAUACAUAUAUCACAAAGCCUCUUUAAAAAAACAUAGAAGUGUUUUGGAAGCUGAUUCAGUAGCAGGGCAGGUGAAUGAGUUUCCACCCGUCAGUUCCAGCCUCACCUCACUAACAGUUAGGCUUUAUAUCUGCACAUUAAAGAAAGUGCAUGAAGCCCAUGAAAGAGACAUAGUUCUUAGUGGAUUCGUAUUUUAGGAAUCAGCCCAGAUCGCCGUUAUUUUUCUCAAUGAAAAGCUCGUAAACACAGCAAGUGAAGAUGAACAGGGAAGUUGCCACGCAGGGCUGUAAUUUAUGGCAGAACUCUCCUCGCUGAUAAACUCAAAGCAAGCAACAGAGAGGCAGCACAGAGACCGUGAACCCAGGGGGAGCAACAGCAUUUUUUUUUUUUUUUAUAAGGCUGACAACAGCAUUGAUACUUACUGUAAUCAUGUAAUCAUAAUCAGAAGCUUUUCAAGGAGUCCUUCCUCAUGACACCUUAAACAUGACAUGAAGAAGAGCAACAUUUUUCCUGCUCACUUCCAAAAGUGUUUUGUAAAACUGAUUCCAGCACUGCAGACAAACAGUGAUAUAGCAAUCUUUAAGUCUUUCAUCUUUGCUACAAGCUGACAGCAGCCUUCUCUACUUUACCACACAAUUUAAUUUUAAACUUUAGUUACUAAUCAUAAUUAUUUGUGCAGAUGUAGACUGCUUUGAGCUUUGUCUCAGGCCAGUUAAAAAUAUACAAGAGACCAGCAAAGCCCAAAGCAAACACCAGGGUGGUGAGACUGAGCAAAAUAUACACCACUAAAUGUCUUGAUUUAACUGUGUGGUCACUUGGGAGGCUGGACUAAACUACUUUAAAAGACCCUCAGUGAUGUGAACUGAAAGGGGGAAUAUCAUAGAAACACCACUGAUAAAAUAAGUGCAACUUCUAAUUUAGAAUUUGUUGUUUACCUGAGAUGUUUAGCAUAUUUAAAUGUUAAAUAUGCUAAAUGUUGUGUCAUUUUUUGUUAAAGUACACACUUCAAAGGCCAGUGACAAAGAGCAAACUAGUACCUGGCCUUCAGUCAGAGCAAAGACAGUUAGGUGACAUAGCCUCAAAAUUAUUUCAUGAUGUUUCAUUUGUGAUAACGAUGUUUCCGACAACAUAGAAAAAAAUACUGAAUAUUAUGUUAUGUUUGCAGGCAUCUAUAAAAGUUAAUGAAGGGCAUUUUCUUUUCCAGUGAGCUGAUGUCAUUGAUGACAAACUUUACAGUAUAGUGAAAUAUCAGUAAAAAAGCGUCCUUGGAAAUUUGAAGUAAAAGUACAAAAUAACUAUUUAAGAUUUUAUUGUAACAACAAUUAAAAUAACAAAACUGUCAAUUGUCUCGUUGUUGAAAUGAUACAAUAUGACAUGUGAAAACUAAUUCUGUUAUUAUUGCAGAUGAUAUGGGAGGCAGGAAAAGAUGGACAUAGCUAACCUGACAUCACACACCAGUGUCUGAAGUCCUGUUUUGAAUAAGAAUACUUUAUUAAUCCCAGACGACAUUAUGUAAUUUGGAACCAGGUGUCACAAGCAAUAUAGAAAUCCCACUGAAACUGGCUGCUUAUUGGCUGAUUGACAUGUCUUAUAUAUACUACCAUGCAUAAUCCCUCCCUUUGUGAAACUUAGGUUCCCAGAACUUACAAAAUGCAUUUAAUGUUUUAUCUAGUAUUACCUGAAGUGAGUGAGCACAUCAGGAUUCAUGAGGAAAGGUUUGCAGAAGUCAAGACCAAGGACUGUUUACCCCAUUGGCUUCUAUAGGGUUGAAGAUUUUUUUUUUGUAGUAUCGCCCCCUGCUGGUGAUUAAAAAGAAUGCUGAUCUAAGACUCCGAAGAUAGUUGCUUCACAUUUCAGACAAUUUUUUGCUUCUUUUAGCUCUUUGUUUUGAAAUGAUUUCCAUCUUUAACCUUGUCUGUAUCAUUGCAACGCUCCUCUCAUAAAGUCCUACCUGACCAAAUGAGGGGAAGAUGAACAUUGUGAAAUUUGUAGAUCGAAGGUGGAGGAGAAAAGCUCUCAAAAGGUCAAAGCAACCAACAACAUUUGCGGUAUAAAGAUAACCUUCAUUGCUUACAUAUUCUAUGAGGGCUGUCAAGUGUAUGUGUUUGUGUUGAUAUCCAGUAUUUUCAUUUCAGUCCACUGCACACUUGGGGCGUGUUACACUUUUCUCACAAAGUCUUAAAGCUACACUAGUCAAUAGGAAUGACUGUGCAAUAUGAAUUGCGUAGUUAUUGGUAGAAAAAGUUGCUAUUUGUCUGCCGGGUGUGCAAAUGACUGCACACACACUCCCCAUGAAAAUGCUAAAAAGUGAUAAUACAUCAGUGGUGUGUUUUCAGGUUGUUGCACUGAAAACACACCAGCCCAGAGAAAAUCAAUUAAUCCAGCUCUAAUGCAUCGGGAUAUUAGAAAAAUGUGGAUUAAUAUUUGAAUAAUCUUUUGAUCUUGUGUGAGGCUUCAGGCAUUUAAUAAAUUGAUGUUUUGAUCGGCUGGCUCGCAGACUGGACUUAUGCUGAGCAGGAAGGAGUUUAAGAAAUGUAAUGGCUUCUAAAACGCUCCUUAAGUGAUAAUCAGCAUCAAUGAUUGCAUCAGUGGAGUAAGUAAAGCUCUGGAUGAUCUGCAGUGAAAAUGAGAACCCGGAGAAAAAGGAGGGCACAAGUAGAGGUGCAUUUUAUUAAACAAAUCUUAACAUUCAAACUAAACACAACAGAAAGGACAAAUCUAAACUAAGGUACAACCCAGGGUCGGCGCCAUGAGAGAGAUUCAGCUGAGGAGUUAAGGGGUGAUGUAGACAAUCUGAUAAAGACUGAAAAGGAGAACAUAAACAAAGGCCGCUACACUCCACGUGGAGUCGUACUUAUGGCUGCUGAAGGGUCUCUUAAUUAAAAGUUAGGGUAAAUAUUGCAGCUGUAAUUCUAAAGACGGUCACAGCAAUUUAUAAUCAGCAACUGCAGCAACUUAUACACCUCUCUGAUGGGUGGAUGCAGUCAUGUCCAUAACCUGCCUAUGCUGUUUCAGAUUCAUUCAGGCACUCCUACAGAUCCAGCUUCCCUUAAGUUCAGUUUAAUGUGAUUUAGAUAUCACAAAUCGACAACAACUGUGGACUCAAACCACUCUUUCCUGUAAAGAACCUACAGUAUUAGAUAGAAAACCCCAGAAAUCUUUUAACAAGAACAGACCUCCAACUGAACCAGACUCAGGGAGGGGCAGCCAUCUGUCAUUAACGGUUUUGGGUCAAAGGCAUAGAAGAGAUUCAAAAAGGGAGACCAUUCUUUUUAUUUAUAUAU
Molecule: messenger RNA, 11231 nt
Organism: Pelmatolapia mariae (spotted tilapia)
Lineage: Eukaryota; Metazoa; Chordata; Actinopteri; Cichliformes; Cichlidae
Gene: trpc5a
Product: transient receptor potential cation channel, subfamily C, member 5a
Exons: 18
Coding region: 600-3878 (1092 amino acids)
Biological process (GO): calcium ion transmembrane transport; regulation of cytosolic calcium ion concentration
Cellular component (GO): plasma membrane; cation channel complex
Molecular function (GO): store-operated calcium channel activity; inositol 1,4,5 trisphosphate binding; protein binding
Source: RefSeq, a predicted model, not a curated record